Molecule: messenger RNA, 1674 nt
Organism: Kockovaella imperatae
Lineage: Eukaryota; Fungi; Basidiomycota; Tremellomycetes; Tremellales; Cuniculitremaceae
Exons: 2
Coding region: 1-1674 (557 amino acids)
Source: RefSeq, a predicted model, not a curated record
AUGAUGAUUGCAGCGCCUACCGACCUGCCCCCACCGCCACCAUCUGCAGAUCCUCGUGAGCCCUCACCUACAACCACCCGAGGUCGGACGAUACGGACACCUCAACGACCCAGAUCACCCAUGGCGUCCAGAGGUGCUUCACCGACUAGAAUGUCCUCUCCUACGCCCACUGGCCAACACUCACCAUCUCCUGGAGAUGUGACACACGAUCACCCUCCGAUUGGUUUGGCCCAGCCGGUCCCUCGGCCUCUAGGAACUUCUCCGCCUCCCAUCGCGUACACAGGGCAUGGCUCAUCUCCACCGGGGAUGACAGGCUCUGGAUCACCCAGUGUCAAUCCCAUCUCUAGCCCGCAACACCAUCAACAACAUCACCAUCACCAUCACCAUCACGCCCAUCAUGUCCCGCCUUACCGAUCCAGACCCUCUUCGCCAUCUGCUUCUUCCAUCCACUCGUCGACCUCGGCAAUCUUUGAGAGAGAUAUUGAGCUACCAGCCGUAGCCUCGCUCUCGCUGAAUCCGAACCAGACCCAGACUCACACCCUCAGUCACAAAUCUUCUCGUUUAUCGCACCUUUCGCAAGCUUCCGCACUGGAUCAUUCUGUUCCUGCUGUUCUCCAGGAUGCUGUGGAAGCCUUGCACACGGAAGAGAACGAAUCGCCCGCGAACGGGAUUCAAGGUCUAGAAAUCGAAGCUCCGGUUCCCAUCGCAGCCAUCAACAUGGCCAGACAGUCGUCCACUUCUAUACCCAGAAAGGCGUCAACACAAAGCGGAGUAGCUGCACUGCAUCAUUCUCGAAGCCCCAGUCCAGUCAGUAUGCACUCUGGCGCAUCGGGAGCAGCUAGUCCUACGAGGUCGCCUCCAAUCCUGGCUCAGCUCGCCACACAGCAUUCAAGCGGAAGCAUGAUGGGUCAUCUCGACGGAGGUGUAUCACCUACGAGUGGUGGCAGUGGUGUUUCCGCUGCAGGCGUCGGUCGACCAGGUCUCUCAACGAGAAUCAGCUCGGGUCCCGAGGGACCAUCCGGCGGGUCGAACGGCGGUCACGAUGGCGAGGGAACGGAUCCAUCAAGUCCGCCGGCUCGCCCAGAAGAACUCACAUCAGCCGCCGCCGCUGCUGCAGCUACUGCGAAAGCAGACGAUCUCGGUUCGUUCACUCCAACCCCGCCCGUCGGCCACAGUGUAUCGUCUUUCCUACCCCAUAAUCAUCUCGGUAACACCGCCAACAAGGAUAAGAGGCGGAUAUCUUACAUCUCGUACAACGAUCUUUUGCUCUCCGUCCCUACUACAGUAACGCCUCUGGCAGACAUCACCAGUGGCAACUUGUCCCCUGACCAUCUUCCCGGAACCAUUUCUCCUUCCGUGUCGGCUCUCUCGCCCGGCCUCGGCGCAUCUGUCAGUGGAGGCAUCGCCGGUGCGGCGACAGUCUCGCCAUCUCAGACUCCGACGCCAGGCACAGGCAACUUGGGCACGUUGGGAUCAUCGACAGGGUCUAUCCAUACUGGAGUGCAUGAAACUGGUGUUUUGGGAGAAUCUCGAAUGUCAGGGUCAUGGGACGCCGGUACCCCUGGAUCCAGGAUGGGUUUGGGACUAGGCGAUGGAGAAUGGGGUCGUCAAGGUCUCGGUGGAGGGUUGGAACAGAGAUUGGAAGGGUACGCGAGCGAAGAGUCAAAGGUCUAG